Physella acuta is the source of this 1424-nucleotide messenger RNA. RefSeq names its product location of vulva defective 1. Gene Ontology annotation, molecular function: serine-type endopeptidase activity. The record is from RefSeq and is a predicted model, not a curated record. Lineage: Eukaryota; Metazoa; Mollusca; Gastropoda; Physidae. Gene Ontology annotation, biological process: proteolysis.
ACCUACCGCACGUGCUGUCAGUCGUCUGUAGUUACCAACGUGAGCACGUCAGUCUCCAACAAGUAAGCUCGUGCAAGCUCCGACAGUCCAGCUGAAACUUUAGAGACCUCAAGAAACUCAGCUCAAAAUGGCGUCUUCAAGUAUCCGUCUUGUCCUGGCUCUUCUCUUCUGUGUGAACACUUCGGUGUUUGCCAGCAUAUGUAGCAAAUUCCAACUGGGAGGUCCCUGUGCGUUAUUGGGCUACACGACCACCACCACGACAACACUGUCGCCACUACAACAGGGCAACUCUUACUGUGAACUAACCUGCAGUCAAGGCAACGAUGCCGUGUUUAGCUCGCUUUGUCAGUGCGCUGCUGCGACAACAACGACAACAACCGAAAAUCCAACAACAACUACAACAGAGGCGCCAACCACAACUACAACAGAGGCGUCAACCACAACUACAACAGAGGCGUCAACCACAACAACCACAGCCGCUACAACAACGACACCUACACCAGAGACGUGUUAUUACACCAGAAACAGACCAGCUCAGCUCGGGGCAAUAGUCAAGAGGAUGUACUCGGGUACCGAGGUCGCCACAGAGUGCGAGUAUCCGGGAGUUGUCGGACUUUAUAAUGCAAGUCAAGUCUUCCAAUGUAUGGGAACUCUGCUGGAGGAGAGUGUGAUAAUCAUUGAUAGUUUAUGUUACUCGACUGUUAGCAACGCUAAAGCAGGUACAGUUUAUGCUCACGUGGGAUCCUAUCAACAGCCUGAUGUGCCAACUGACUUGCCUUCACUCGUCGUAUCUUCUGCAGCAUAUCUAGAUACAACUAUGACCAACAUGAAGCUAUACACUGUAAAUCUGAGUUCUCCUUUCACCUUUAAUGAGAGCUGUGUCCAGCCGGCCUGUGUCCCCAACUCCCAUCUUAACGUGGCGGACAUUGACGACACAGAUUGCAGGAUUGUGGGGUAUGGUAAUACAGCUGAUGGCACUGCACUAUCGACAAGUCCAACGCUGAAGGAAGUUAAAGUUACACUUAAUUUAAACACCAUUAACGGACCUAUCAAGUACACUAGGCAGGAUGGUCUCGGUGCCAAAACUGGGCCUUGUGUUAACGACAAUGGAGCUCCUCUGAUUUGCCGCCAUAAGGUGACAGACGAAUGGAUCACUAUUGGUAUAACCAUUUCAAUAGGAUACCCGUGUUCUACUGGAAAAAGCGUGGUUCCUUCAGCAGCUAGUUUGGUGAAUCAAGUAUUCAGGGCAGCUCUACUGAAUUAUAAGUACGUACCUGCUUAGGCGAAGGCCGGCGGCGUUGAAGAAAAGAUCUAGAACAUGGGUUUAGAAAGCUUGUAACAAGAAUGACAAAAAUGUGUCUUUUUGAAAAAGCAACACUGCGAAUGAAAUGAAUAAAAGUUGUUGCAUUUUUCGAAAAUAAUAA